CCAGACGCGCUGAUUAAUGAUCUAGAGCGGCUGUCUUCAGCUGCAGCAGGAGAAAGUCUGAUUCCAGUUGAAAACAGAAGCUCCCGUAGGAUGUCUAUGAUGUUGUGGCAGCUCGGACAGAGGUGUGUGAUGGAGGUGAUGGUGCUGACUGCCCUGUCCUGGGUGUCCGUGUGGGCGGAGGAGAAGAUCAUAUUUGACAGACACGCGGUUUACUGGAACAGCUCCAAUCCCAAGUUCUGGCAUGGAGAGUACAGAGUAGCAGUGAACAUCAACGACUACUUGGACAUCUACUGUCCUUACUACGAGGGUCCUCCAUCCCAUGGGCGUAUGGAGCGCUACAUUCUCUUUAUGGUCAACCUUGAAGGCUACACUUCCUGCCAACACAGGAUGCGUGGCUUUAAACGCUGGGAGUGCAACCGUCCCAGUGGUCCUGACGGACCCCUGCGCUUCUCAGAGAAGUUCCAGCUCUUCACUCCCUUUUCCCUGGGCUUCGAGUUCAGGCCUGGACACGAGUACUACUACAUCUCGUCUCCUCAUCCAAACCAUGUGGGGCGGGCAUGUCUAAAGCUGAAGGUGUAUGUCAGACCUCCAGAUGGGUCGGGAUAUGAUUCUCCAGAGCCAUUCCUGACUGAUGACAGUCCGAAUUCCAGGGCGGGGAGUGCGGUUCUGGUAGCAGCUCUGGCCUCGACGUUCCUUGGACUCUUCUUCUGGCAGUGACACGUCUCCCUCCUCUUCCUGGAGCUCCCAAACCAGGGUGAUGGGCUUGGCUGGCUGUCCCUCUAAACUCCACCACCCCUCAGGGAAGCCCUCUAUCUCCGCCUCCCUUCGCCCCUCCUUAUCCUUCCCACCUUCACUUCAAUACGACUACCUACCACCCCUCCACUGCCAGCCCCUUUCCUGGCCCAGCCACGGACACCCUUCCCAGGCAUGGCUGUGAGGGGUUCAGGUGGGAAUACCCUGUCUGGGAAGAUGCCCUUCAUCUUUAAUAUUUGACUUCUAGGUGGAACAUCACCUCUCGGCUGAAAACACAAGAGAAAAGUCUCGGCACUCAUAUCAGGGGGUCUUUUUUGAUUUAACUAUUGACUCUUUGCCACUGCAGGGGUAGAUGUAACCAUGGCUAUGAUUAAACUUGUCGUCCCAGAGCAGUCCCUAUCAUCCAAUCACAGAGGGACGCAUUAGGCGAUAGGCCUGAAUGCACAAAAAUUGGAUUUUGCUCACAUUGCCAUCCGUUCCUUUAAAACCACGAAUUGGAAGUGGUCACGCUCGCAUUGUAAUUGGAAUUCUAUACAACGUGGACCAUUUCCAGCUGCAAUGAGGAUAAGAGCAAAUGCACUGAGAGGAGGAGAGAGGGGGAAAUAAAACAAACAACGAGAGCACAAAGUUAAAUAACCAAAUUAGGAAAUGUAAUACUGCAAGUGUUGAUGUUUUCAAUGUAGAUUCAGAGGAAUUUCAUAUAAAAAUCAUUGUUUUAUUUAAAAAACGAUGUCACAAAGCAGUGACAAGUAAAACCAUAGCCUGUUUCAGUGGUAAGGAGGGAGCAGGUGGUGGGGGUGUUUUGGGUGGGUUUGUUGAGAUGUCGAUUAUGGGGUGGGGUGUGUUUUUGUCUUAUUCAUGUUUCUAAACAAAGCAUUUAUCACGGCCUGGUCUGCACAGGCGUCUCCAGCACUAUGUCGUCCGGGUCGGGUGACUUUUGGAAUCGUGGCUCUCUUGUAUGAAUGUACCACUGGCCACCCACCUCGUUGUCUUUCUGUUGACUGUGGUCACUCACAGAACCUUCUCUCGGACUGGCAGGAUGAAUGAACAGGUCUGAGAUCUGGUGGGAUGGAAGGGGUGAAGGGGGGGUGCAGGUGAGAAAAGGAGGCGACGCUCAUGUUGCAUGACCACUGUGAAUCCUACAGAUCAAACUUGUUUCUAAUGAUGAUAUAUAUUUUUUCAUGGGAAAAAAAUCGGGAAUCACCCCGUUCGCUCUUGCUCACCCAGAGACUUUUUCAAACAUCAAAGGAAAAAUUCAAACUCCUUCUUCACACCGUUUUCUCCUGUCUGGGCUUUCAGUCGUUGAUGGAUUAGCUCGGGCCGGAAAGAAAAAUGGACCCGCGGGUUGAAACUGACUGAAGAUCAGCCCUCAGAGUCCAACAAGGACCGCGACGGACAUAAACAGUGACGCCCUGGUCCCGGGUCUGAGGGUUAAAGACCAUGGCAAAUAAAGCUAGGUGUGUGUGUUUGGGGGGUAGCAUCACAGGAAACACACAUAGGCACACAGACAUAUACACAUGCACUCUUAGAAUGUUGCUGGAAGCAGUAGUGGAUUCCUGGAGGAACAGCACAAGGAACUGGGAGAGGGUGGAGGUGAAGGGAGGGUGUGUAUCAAGGCACUCCUUCACAUGAUGGGAAGUAAACAUGAAGAGUUAGCACUGUGAACAAACACACACACACACAGAUCAAUGUACAGAUAGCCACACUUACCGGUGUAUGUAGAAAUACAGAUGUAGACAGUUACAAAAACAUGGCAUGGAAACACACACACACACACACACACACACACACACACACACAUGCACACACACACACACACACACACACACACACACAUGCACACACAGGAGAAAACACAAACAAGGGGAAGUGCUUCUCUUCCCUGUUUCAUCUUAUUUUUGUAGCAUUUAAAAUCACUGUUAAUUACUCCUUUGUGGGAUGCAGUGAUGGGUUAUAGCCUGAGGAGGAUUAAAAUAAUGUGUCUUCUCUUCUUCUGUUCCACUUAUGUCGUCCUUGCAUUGUUCUUCUUCUUCUCCUUCUCUGGUUUGUGAUCCAUGGUUGGUAGUGGUAGGAUGCCUCCAGGUCUGAGCGUCAUGUACAAGUUUGUCUCCUUUUCUGUCCGUGGUGUUUUUAGUGGAAGCUGACCUCAGCCAUUAAAAAUCAGUCAAAUGCAGAAGUCAGAGCAAAGAGAGAAACACACAAAUAAAGAUUGUCUUUUUGUCUACUCAA
Nothobranchius furzeri (turquoise killifish) is the source of this 2982-nucleotide messenger RNA. RefSeq names its product ephrin-A2a (gene efna2a). Gene Ontology annotation, molecular function: ephrin receptor binding. Gene Ontology annotation, biological process: axon guidance; osteoclast differentiation; ephrin receptor signaling pathway. NCBI's taxonomy places the organism in Eukaryota, Metazoa, Chordata, Actinopteri, Cyprinodontiformes, Nothobranchiidae. The record is from RefSeq and is a predicted model, not a curated record. Gene Ontology annotation, cellular component: plasma membrane.